This is a messenger RNA of Osmia bicornis bicornis, 555 nucleotides long. RefSeq lists its product as uncharacterized. The transcript has 2 exons. Lineage: Eukaryota; Metazoa; Arthropoda; Insecta; Hymenoptera; Megachilidae. The record is from RefSeq and is a predicted model, not a curated record. Bases 28 to 555 code for a protein of 175 amino acids.
CCAAAAUAUCGGCCAUACAAUUCAGGAAUGCCGGAAAAAGGCAUAUCAAGAACGUAUCAAGAGCCAGAGACUCCAACAGACUCCUCAAGUGCAACAGGAUACAUCAAAGUAAAGAUACUAGAAACAGAAUCUAUAUUCCACAUCAUUGAGGAACUGCCAAUCGAACAAGAUGGAAUUUUGGGCACAGAAUACUUUAAAAGCAGUGGAGCCAGCAUCAAUUACGCCAAGUCUAUACUAAUCAUAAAUAACAAUAUAAUACCAUUCAAACAACCAGCAGUAAUAAUACCAUCCAGGACAAAAACCAUGAUACCUAUAAGAGUAUCAAACACUGAAAUUAAAGCUGGUUUUGUCCCAAAAUUACAGCUUCACCCACAACUAUAUAUGGGAAACGCUGUAGUUACUAAUCGAGAUGGUAUAGCAUUUCUGUAUGCGAUCAACGUUGGAGCAGAGGACAUUGAAAUCGAAAUGCCAACAGUUGAAUUGCAACAAUACGAAGAGGCACCACAGAUGAAGAAACAGCUCACCAACAACCUAAACGAGCCCAGCAAAUCCUAG